AUGUGUUCCACACCCAUGACUUCAGCAUGCAAAUUGUCGCGCGAAGAAGGAGAGCUGCUUGAGAAUGCAAGCGAGUACAGAAGCAUUGUUGGAUCACUGCUUUAUCUUUGUCACACUCGACCUGACUUGUCGUUGAGUGUAGGAAAAGUUGCGGAAUUCAUGCAUGCACCCCGAGUGACACAUUUUGCUGCUGUAAAGAGAAUUCUUAGGUACCUGGCAAGUACGGUGAACUAUGGGCUACUAUUUUCACCAUCUGACAACAAAGCAUUGGUCUCAGCCUUUGCUGAUGCAGACUGGGGUGCCAAUCUGGAUGAUCGAAGAUCAGUAUCGGGCUAUGGAGUAUUCAUUGGAAAAUGCCUUGUUGCGUGGAGUUCUAAGAAGCAAUGA
Hibiscus syriacus is the source of this 387-nucleotide messenger RNA. RefSeq lists its product as uncharacterized. NCBI's taxonomy places the organism in Eukaryota, Viridiplantae, Streptophyta, Magnoliopsida, Malvales, Malvaceae. The transcript has a single exon. The record is from RefSeq and is a predicted model, not a curated record. The coding region runs from base 1 to 387 and encodes 128 amino acids.